Messenger RNA from Eufriesea mexicana, 865 nucleotides. RefSeq lists its product as uncharacterized. The coding region runs from base 156 to 683 and encodes 175 amino acids. The record is from RefSeq and is a predicted model, not a curated record. The transcript is spliced from 3 exons. Gene Ontology annotation, biological process: regulation of synaptic transmission, cholinergic; sleep; positive regulation of voltage-gated potassium channel activity. Lineage: Eukaryota; Metazoa; Arthropoda; Insecta; Hymenoptera; Apidae.
AACCUCGCAAUCUCAUACUCGCGAUCAGGCUGUCGACUCGACGACAACUCUUCCUUGUGCCAGUGCUUCACCCUCCGUCACGAAUCGCAGUUUGCAUUCUGCUUCCCGAGAGUAAACUUCAGGAGAAAACUUGCCUCUCACCGACGACUUCCGAAAUGGCUCGAAGGAUCGCAGUGCUAAUUGUCAGCUUCGCGCUCGUCUUGGCGGUUCGUUCAGAUGAAACUUUGAAGUGCUACAUGUGUACUUCGCUAACGAAUCCCGGUUGUGAUAUAGAUCCAAAGGCACACAAGAUUGAACCUGUUGAAUGCACUGUUAACAACAUGAUUGAAUGGCAAAAAAGUGUCCAAAGGCAUCAGAUUUUAAAUCCGAUUUCUACAAUUUUUGAAAUCGACAAUUCCCAACAUUAUCAGGCUACUGCUCCAAUGGCAUGUGCUAAAAUGACUCUUACGGUUAACAAGCAAGACAUCAUAGUAAGAAAUUGCCAGACUGCGAAAACAGAGACCAUCGAUCCAUGCAAAGCGAUAGGAGGAAAAGUCUCUAACGAUAUCUUCAACCUGCAACACUGUGAUCUAUGCAUGGAGGACGCUUGCAACAGUGCAAUCACAACUUCACCAAGAAUUUUCUUCACUUUGAUAUCCGCUCUUGGAGCUAUAGUUUUGGGUUCUUUCUACAACGUCGCGUAACCUUUAUAUAUCGAGUUAUAGAAUUGAUUGCGAUUGUCCUCUGAGAUAUUUCACAAUCAAUUCAUAGUGUAUUCUAAAACUUGGAAACACACACAUAUAUGCAUAUACAUUGUUCAUUGAUAUUCCACGUCGUUUCACAAGUAUGACUCACAUAAUGGAUAUUGGCGACAUAAAAUAAAAUA